CGCCUCGAGGCGGGGCUUCCCCGGGCCCCAGCCGAGCGGCACGUAUUCCCGGCGGGUGAGCAAACGCUCUGGGGCCAUGGAACGACGCGAGCCGGGGCCGCGCGGCGGGCGGCCGCUGCACUCGGCACAGGCGGUGGACGUGGCCUCGGCCUCCAGCUUCCGGGCCUUCGAGAUGCUGCACAUCCACCUGGACCUCCGGGUCGAGUUCGGGCCUCCGGGGCAGGGCCCCGGCAGCCGUGGGCUGAGCGGCACGGCGCUGCUGGAUCUGCGCUGCCUGCUGCCCGAGGGCGCCACCGAACUGCAGCUCGACUCGCACCCGUGCCUGGAGGUGACGGCGGCCACGAUGCAGCGGCAGCCGCCCGGGGCCCAGCCGCCACCAGCCGAGCCCGUGCCCUUCCACACGCGGCCCUUCUCGCACUACGGCCAGGCUCUGUGUGUGGCCUUCCCGCAGCCCUGCCUCUCCACCGAGCGCUUCCAGCUGGCGCUCACCUACCGUGUCGGGGAGGGACCCGGGGUCUGCUGGCUGACUCCUGAGCAGACGGCAGGGAAGAAGCAGCCCUUUGUCUACACUCAGGGUCAGGCAGUCUUAAACCGGGCCUUCUUUCCUUGCUUUGACACACCUGCAGUGAAAUGCACAUAUUCUGCCCUUAUAGAGGUCCCAGAUGGCUUCACAGCUGUGAUGAGUGCAAGCACCUGGGAGAAGAGAGGGCCAAAUAAGUUCUUCUUCCAGAUGCACCAGCCUGUCCCCUCCUAUCUGAUAGCUUUGGCCAUUGGCGAUCUGGUUUCAGCUGAGGUUGGACCCAGGAGCCGGGUGUGGGCAGAGCCCUGCCUGAUUGAGGCCGCCAAGAAGGAAUACAGCGGGGUGAUAGAAGAAUUUCUGGCAACAGGAGAGAAGCUUUUUGGACCCUACGUUUGGGGAAGGUAUGACUUGCUCUUCAUGCCACCAUCCUUUCCAUUUGGAGGAAUGGAGAACCCUUGUCUGACCUUUGUCACCCCUUGCCUGCUAGCAGGGGACCGUUCCUUGGCUGAUGUCAUCAUCCAUGAGAUCUCCCACAGUUGGUUUGGGAAUCUGGUCACCAAUGCCAACUGGGGGGAGUUCUGGCUUAAUGAAGGCUUCACCAUGUAUGCCCAGAGAAGGAUCUCCACCAUCCUGUUUGGGGCUGCUUACACCUGCUUGGAGGCUGCAACCGGCCGGGCUCUGCUGAGGCAGCACAUGGACGUCUCUGGAGAGGAAAACCCACUCAACAAGCUUCGGGUGAAGAUUGAACCAGGUGUUGACCCCGAUGACACCUACAAUGAGACUCCCUACGAGAAAGGUUACUGCUUUGUCUCAUACCUGGCCCACCUGGUGGGUGAUCAGGAUCAGUUUGACAAGUUUCUCAAGGCAUACAUAGAUGAGUUUAAAUUCCAAAGUAUCUUAGCUGAAGAUUUUCUGGAAUUUUACUUGGAGUAUUUCCCUGAGCUGAAGAAAAGGAGAGUAGAUUCCAUUCCAGGUUUUGAGUUUGAUCGAUGGCUCAACACCCCUGGCUGGCCCCCAUACCUCCCUGACCUCUCCCCUGGGGAUUCACUCAUGAAGCCAGCUGAAGAACUGGCUGAGCUGUGGGUGACCUCGGAGCUGGACAUGCAAGCCAUUGAAGCUGUGGCCCUCUCUACCUGGAAGACCUAUCAGCUCAUUUACUUCCUGGAUAAGAUUCUCCAGAAGUCCCCCCUCCCUCCUGGGAAUGUGAAAAAACUUGGAGAGGCAUACCCAAAGAUUUCAAAUGCCCAGAAUGCUGAGUUACGGCUACGAUGGGGCCAAAUUGUCCUUAAAAAUGACCACCAAGAGGAUUUCUGGAAAGUGAAAGAAUUCCUGCAGAGCCAGGGGAAGCAGAAGUAUACUCUCCCCCUGUACCACGCGAUGAUGAGCAGCAGCGAGGUGGCCCGGACCCUUGCCAAGGACAUCUUUGCAGCUACUGCUUCCCAGCUCCACAGCAAUGUGGCCAACUAUGUCCAGCAGAUCCUGGAGCCCAAGGGCAGUUAGAGGCACAUAUGCAUGGUCUCUGCCUCUCAGGAUUCACAGGCUUUCGGAAGAAUAGUUCUCCAUUCUUCCAGUUCUCCUACUCAGUGUCCUGAAGUUUCUAUUCCCUCAGGAUCAUCUGUCUGUCCUCUGGGCUUAGAUGUCUGUGACACUUGGGUCUCUGCCCUCGUGGGAACUUCUAGUCCAGGGAGUUCUGAAACUAGAGGUCCUUCCCACCGACACUGCCCAGGCCACCACUGUUGUUGGAGGUAGUCUAUCUUUGCUCCCUUCCCAUCUAAGUCUCUAGGGAGAAGCAGAGAUUAGAAAUUCUUUUCUUUUUAAAAUAAAUGUUUUUAAACAAAAUGUAAA
This is a messenger RNA of Nannospalax galili (Upper Galilee mountains blind mole rat), 2365 nucleotides long. RefSeq names its product arginyl aminopeptidase (gene Rnpep). Gene Ontology annotation, molecular function: metalloaminopeptidase activity; zinc ion binding. Gene Ontology annotation, biological process: proteolysis. The transcript is spliced from 11 exons. The record is from RefSeq and is a predicted model, not a curated record. Lineage: Eukaryota; Metazoa; Chordata; Mammalia; Rodentia; Spalacidae. Bases 77 to 2020 code for a protein of 647 amino acids.